This is a messenger RNA of Talpa occidentalis (Iberian mole), 2569 nucleotides long. It is a transcript of the gene CDH19, whose product is annotated as cadherin 19. Bases 141 to 2456 code for a protein of 771 amino acids. Gene Ontology annotation, biological process: homophilic cell-cell adhesion; cell-cell junction assembly; adherens junction organization. The transcript is spliced from 12 exons. Gene Ontology annotation, molecular function: calcium ion binding; cadherin binding. Lineage: Eukaryota; Metazoa; Chordata; Mammalia; Eulipotyphla; Talpidae. The record is from RefSeq and is a predicted model, not a curated record. Gene Ontology annotation, cellular component: adherens junction; plasma membrane; catenin complex.
AACCAGUCAAUCUGAAGAUACGACUCCUCACUGGAGUGUCAGAGAUACUUAAGGAUAAAAAAGAUUACAAAGGAAGAAAAGAUUGUUGUCUGCACGUACCAUUCCCUCUGAAGAACACCAGUUGGAACAAAAGGAGCAGAAUGCGUUGUUACUGUCUCCUUCCUUUCGUGUUGGGGAUUCCUCUCCUAUGGCCAUGCCUCACAACAGCUGCACCCUCCAAGGCAGGGGAGGGCACCCAGCCAGCAAGGCCUCACUGGAGGGUGAAGCGCGGGUGGAUAUGGCACCAGUUUUCUGUCCCAGAGGAACUGAAUAACAGCAACUAUCACGUAGGCCAGCUGAAAUCUGAUUUAGAUAAUGGAAACAACUCUUUCCAGUACAAGCUUUUGGGAGAUGGAGCUGGAAGUAUUUUUGUCAUUGAUCACAGAACAGGUGACAUAUUUGCCAAACAGAAGCUUGAUAGAGAAGAACGGUCCCUCUACCUGCUAAGAGCCCAGGUAAUAGAUGCCACCACUGGGAAGGCUAUGGAACCCGAGUCUGAAUUUGUCAUCAGAGUUUCGGAUAUCAAUGACAAUGCACCAAAAUUCCUAGAUGAACCUUAUGAGGCCGUUGUACCCGAGAUGUCUCCAGAAGGAUCAUUCGUCAUCAAGGUAACAGCAAGUGAUGCUGAUGACUCUACAAGUGGAAAUAACGCACGUCUCCUCUACAGCCUGCUACGAGGUCAACCAUAUUUCUCUGUUGAACCAACAACAGGAGUCAUAAGAAUAUCUUCUAAAAUGGAUAGAGAACUUCAAGAUGAGUAUUGGGUAAUUAUUCAAGCCAAAGACAUGAUUGGUCUGCCUGGAGCACUGUCUGGAACAACAAGUGUGUUAAUUAAGCUUUCUGAUGUUAAUGACAAUAAACCUAUAUUUAAAGAAAGUUUAUACCGCCUGGCUGUCUCUGAAUCCGCACCCGCUGGUACGUCUAUAGGAAAAAUCAUGGCCUCUGAUAAUGACAUAGGAGAGAAUGCAGAAAUGGAUUAUAGCGUGGAAGAUGAUUCACAAACAUUUGACAUCAUUACUGAUGAUGAGACCCAAGAAGGAAUAGUUAUAUUAAAAAAGAAAGUGGAUUUUGAGCACCAGAAUCACUAUCGCAUUAGAGCAAAAGUUAGAAAUUGCCAUGUUGAUGAACAGCUCAUGAAAUACCACGCGGAACCUUCCACCACUGUCAUUAAGGUCCAGGUGCGGGAUGAAGAUGAGCCCCCUGUUUUCCUCCACCCAUGUUACAUGUUUGAAAUCUAUGAAGGACUCCCACGUGGAUCAUUUGUAGGCAUGGUCUCUGCCACAGAUCCAGAUCAGAGGAAAUCUCCUAUUGGGUAUUCUAUCACCAGAAGCCAGGUGUUCAGUAUUGAUGACAAUGGCACUAUCAUCACAACUAACUCUCUUGAUCGGGAGAUUAGUGCUUGGUACAACCUAAGUGUUUCAGCCACAGAAAAAUACAACACGCAGCAGAUUUCUCAAGUUCCUGUGUCUGUGAAAGUUCUUAAUAUUAAUGAUCAUGCUCCUGAGUUCUCUGAAUACUAUAGGACGUUUGUUUGUGAAAAUGCAGACUCUGGUCAGGUAAUUCAAACUAUCAGUGCAAUGGAUAAAGAUGCAUCUGUAGAAGAACACCAUUUUUACUUUAAUCUGUCAACAGAAGACACUAAUAACUCAAGCUUUAUAAUCAUAGAUAAUCAAGAUAACACAGCUGUCAUUUUGACUAAUAGAACUGGUUUCCGCCUCCAAGAGGAGCCUGUCUUCUACCUCCCCAUCCUAAUCGCCGACAAUGGGAUACCCCCACUCACAAGCACAAACACCCUCACAGUCUACGUGUGUGACUGCGAUGCCAGCAGUGGAACGCAGACCUGCAGUAAGGAGGAGCGGCUGCUGGCCCUGGCAUUCCGGACAGAGAUCAUCCUUGCUAUUCUGAUAAGCGUUAUGAUCAUAUUUGGGUUUGUGUUUUUGAUCCUAGGGCUGAAACAAAGAAGAAAACAGACUCUGUUUCCAGAGAAGGGUGAAGAUUUCCGGGAGAACAUAUUCCAGUAUGACGAUGAAGGAGGUGGCGAGGAAGACACGCAGGCCUUCGACCUGGCCCAGCUGAGGAGGAGCGUGGCCGUGCGGGAGCGCAGGGCCAGGAGAGCCACCUCUGGGGACAUGCGGAGCCUCUACAGGCAGUCCCUGCAGGCUGGGCCCGACAGUGCGGUCUUCAGGAGAUUCAUUCUAGAAAAGCUGCAGGAGGCGAACUCGGAUCCCUGUGCCCCACCCUUUGACUCCCUCCAAACCUAUGCUUUCGAGGGAACAGGGUCGUUAGCUGCGUCCCUGAGCUCCCUGGGCUCUGCAGACUCUGAUCAGGAUGAAAAUUAUGAUUACCUGAAUGACUUGGGACCUCGCUUUAAAAGAUUAGCCUACAUGUUUGGUUCUGCCACACGGUCAAAUAAUUAAGGGUUGCUGCUUAUUAACAUUUUAAAGUUCUCAUGUGUUUGGGGGCCACCUAGUAGUAUGUUGGUGAGAGUUGUGUGGUCCAGCUCUCUGGGGCAAAAAGCAGAGAUUUCUAG